GCAGACACAGUAAUAUUUAACACACAUUGUAGAUGGUUUGACUUCUUUUUUUUCUUCAGUAGAGCACAAACCUUAUCCAUUCAUCCAGACCUACUGUAUGUUCAGGAUGUUUUGGAUUUAUCAGACUUUUUAUUUCAUUUUCUUAUUUGCUUCAGUUUACAAUGAAUGUGUGACUCAGAUCUAUGAAAAUACCUACUUCCAAGGAGGAGACCUCUCUACGGUUUUUACACCAAAUGUCAAUUAUUGUCAAGUAGUGUGUACUUACCAUCCCACGUGUCUGUUCUUCACCUAUUUGCCAGCAACAUGGACUAAUCCUACAAAAAGGUUUUCCUGCUACUUAAAAGACAGCGAUACUGAAACAUUGCCAAAAGUGGAUAUGGAAGGCGCUAUCUCUGGACAUUCCUUAAAACAGUGUAACAUCAAAAUUAGCGCUUGCAGUCCAGACGUCCACAAAGGACUGGAUAUGGAAGGGAAAAAUUAUGAUGUUACUAUGGCUGACACCUAUCAACAGUGUCAAAAAAGAUGCACCAAUGACAACUAUUGUCAAUUUUUUACAUAUGCUUCAGAAACAUUUCACAAUGCAAGCCUUCGUAAAAAAUGCUUCUUGAAACACACCACUUUAGGAACUCCAACCAGCAUAAAGGUGCUUGAUGAUGUUGUAUCUGGAUUCUCUUUAAAGUCAUGCCAGCUUUCUGAAAUAGAUUGUUACAUGGACAUUUUUGAACAUAAAGAAUUUUCAGGAAUUAAUAUUACAACUUUUUUCACUCCCGAUACCUCCGUCUGCCAAACUAUUUGUACUUAUUUUCCAAACUGCUUGUUCUUUACAUUCUUUACCAGGGAAUGGCAAAUAGAAUCCCAAAGAAAUCUUUGCCUUCUGAAGACAUCAAGAAGUGGUAUACCAGAUGCACUUAUAUCAAAGGAAGAAGCUGUAUCAGGUUUCAGUCUCCUAAAUUGCAGAAGAUCCUUCCCUGCCUGCAAUUCUCGCACUUACAUGAAUAUGAAUUUUUUGGGAGAGGAACUCAACGUCACUUACACUAAAGGACACAAGGCUUGUCAGCGAGUUUGCACAGACAUGAUCCGCUGCCAAUUUUUUACCUACUUUCCACUCCAAGAUUCAUGCAAUGAAGAAAGAAAAUGUAAGUGCCACCUAAAAAUGUCCUCCAAUGGAUCCCCCAUGGAAAUAGUACAUGGAGGAGGAAAGAUCUCUGGAUACUCACUAAGAUUAUGUAAAAAAAAGGCCAGUACUGUAUGUAUGGAGCAUUCUGAAAAAACUAUUAGGAUUGUUGGAGGGACAGACUCUUCCCCUGGUGAAUGGCCAUGGCAAGUGAGCUUGCACGUGACGUUAUCUCGUCAGAGACAUCUUUGUGGGGGCUCUAUCAUCAGCAACCAGUGGAUUCUUACAGCUGCUCAUUGCGUUUUGAGUCUUGAGAAUCCCAACAUUUGGCGUGUUUAUGCGGGUAUUUUAAAACAAUCAGAAAUAAAAGAGGAAACGCCUUUCUUCAAAGUGGAAGAGAUUAUUGUUCACCCUCAGUAUAAAUUCGCACAGACUGGAUAUGACAUUGCUUUAAUGAAACUUGAUAAGCCUAUGAAUUUUACUGAUCUUCAACUACCCAUUUGCCUGCCAUCAAAAGAAGAUGCUGACACACUUUAUACCAACUGCUGGGUGACCGGAUGGGGUUACAGGAAAGAAAGAGGUCGUGUAGAAGAUAUUCUUCAGAAGGUUACUGUUCCCCUCAUGUCAAAAGAGGAAUGCCAGGCAAGAUAUCGGGAUCGCAAAAUAGAUGACCAAGUGAUUUGUGCUGGCUAUGAAGAAGGUGGAAGGGAUGCUUGUAAGGGAGAUUCAGGAGGGCCGCUGUCAUGCAAGCAUGAGGAAGUGUGGUAUCUGGUCGGCAUUACCAGCUGGGGCGAAGGGUGCGCUCGCCCGAGGCAGCCAGGUGUCUAUACAAAAGUUGCUGAAUAUGCAGACUGGAUUCUAGAAAAAACUACGUAGCGUAAGAGUUACCUGCAGGCUCAAAGUGAUGCCAUGGAGUAGUAACCAUAGCAGCAAACAAAGAAGUGUAUUAACAUUCUGUAAAUGGUGUUUACUGUUAGGCUGAAACAUAAACAUAAGACAUGAUUAGAAAAGGAAGAAUGAACAAACUUUACAAUUACUAAAUAAAAAGCAGUAAUAAAAAUAAACCAUGUUUAGCGUCACUGAUUUGGCAGAAAAAAGAUAGUCUGAACCAUUCUAUGGGACUUGAUUCCCUGACCCAUCAAGGUCAGUGAAGGGUUUACAGAUGAUUCUGGUGAUAGCAGGAUUCCCCUCUGUUGUGUAAAAAGAACUUAGAUGAAUUUUGGGUUCAGAUAAAGCAUUAGAAGUUCAGGAAAAUCUUGGUUGAUGUUGCUACUGUGAGGAUUUGGUGAUCAUUAGCCUCAGACAGGAAUUCAAAAUAUCAUCUAUCUUCAGUUUAAUGCUGUAAUUGAGACUCUGGCGACAGCCAUUUAACACUGAGAGAUGAAAGGGAGUAAAUAAGAUAGCAAAUUAUUACCUCAUGAAUUUCUCUAUGACAGUAUUUCAGUAAAUACUAACAGGGAGAAAAUG
Dromaius novaehollandiae (emu) is the source of this 2581-nucleotide messenger RNA. RefSeq names its product coagulation factor XI (gene F11). Gene Ontology annotation, biological process: proteolysis. Lineage: Eukaryota; Metazoa; Chordata; Aves; Casuariiformes; Dromaiidae. The record is from RefSeq and is a predicted model, not a curated record. Bases 98 to 1990 code for a protein of 630 amino acids. The transcript is spliced from 15 exons. Gene Ontology annotation, molecular function: serine-type endopeptidase activity; protein binding. Gene Ontology annotation, cellular component: extracellular region.